GCUCGUCGGUCUCGAUCAGCAUCGAGCUCCGGAUCGAGGACGCGCUCACACUCGCCUGUCCACUCGACACCGUCUCCCUCAAGAACCCCUCGCUCUCGACACCGCUCACGCUCGCCCACGUCUACAACCCAGUCGAGAUCAGAAUCCUCUUCUCCAGAACCACAACAGCUCAAUCCUCCGAGAGAGCCGCUCAGGCCCAAUUACAGGGCGCGCCUAGUGCUCCGCGGACAUACCAAGGCGGUUUCUCAGGUUCGCAUCUCCCCGAAUGGCCGCUUCAUCGCUUCUGCGUCCGCCGACGCGACUGUCAAGAUAUGGGAUGCCGCCACGGGGGCUCAUAUGGACACAUUGGUUGGCCACAUGGCUGGCGUAAGCUGCGUGGCGUGGACUCCGGACAGCAACACACUGGCGAGCGGCUCCGAUGACAAGGCAAUCCGGCUAUGGGAUCGAGUCACAGGGCGACCGAAGACGACGGCUCGGAAAUCGGCAGGCCAGGAGAUGGCGCCGCUGCGAGGACAUCACAAUUACAUUCACUGCUUGGCCUUUUCACCAAAGGGCAACAUUUUGGCCAGUGGGUCUUAUGACGAAGCUGUAUUCCUUUGGGACGUACGGGCUGGACGGUUGAUGAGGAGUCUCCCCGCCCACAGCGACCCUGUAUCAGGCAUUGACUUUUGUCGUGAUGGCACUUUGGUCGUGAGCUGUUCAACGGACGGGUUGAUCCGUGUAUGGGACACAUCGACCGGUCAGUGCUUGCGGACUCUAGUCCAUGAAGACAACCCGGCUGUAACCAACGUCUGUUUCUCUCCCAACGGCCGGUUUAUUCUUGCGUUCAACCUCGACAACUGCAUUCGCUUAUGGGACUAUAUUUCGGGCAGUGUCAAGAAGACAUAUCAAGGUCAUUGUAACCAGAGUUUCGCUAUUGGUGGUUGUUUUGGCGUCCUCGAUGGCGAGGCAUUCAUUGCCUCUGCGAGCGAGGAUGGAGAUGUUAUACUAUGGGACGUCAAGAACAAGGAAGUGCUUCAGCGAGUGCAUGGUCAUGAGGGUGUGUGCUUCUGGGUGGAUGUCCACGGAGAGACGAUGGCGACUGCGGGGCAGGAUGGCUCGGUCAGGGUGUAUCGGCAUAUCAAGCAG
Trichoderma virens Gv29-8 is the source of this 1128-nucleotide messenger RNA. RefSeq lists its product as uncharacterized. The record is from RefSeq and is a predicted model, not a curated record. The annotation marks the transcript as partial. The transcript has 2 exons. Gene Ontology annotation, molecular function: histone binding. Gene Ontology annotation, cellular component: Set1C/COMPASS complex. Lineage: Eukaryota; Fungi; Ascomycota; Sordariomycetes; Hypocreales; Hypocreaceae.